This is a messenger RNA of Carlito syrichta (Philippine tarsier), 752 nucleotides long. RefSeq names its product mitochondrial ribosomal protein L40 (gene MRPL40). Bases 29 to 649 code for a protein of 206 amino acids. The record is from RefSeq and is a predicted model, not a curated record. The transcript has 4 exons. NCBI's taxonomy places the organism in Eukaryota, Metazoa, Chordata, Mammalia, Primates, Tarsiidae. Gene Ontology annotation, cellular component: mitochondrial ribosome; mitochondrial large ribosomal subunit.
GGAAGCGGCAGGCGGAGGCAGGAGGGCCAUGGCGGCCAUGGCACUGGGAACUGUCACGCGCGUUCUGCUCCCGCCCAGCAGGCUUUUGGGAGCUUGGCAGACUCAGAUUAGAGACGUCCACCCACGAGCUUCAUUGUUGUCCUUCUUGGAACUCAUUCCCAUGAGAGCAGAACCUCUUCGAAAGAAGAAGAAGGUAGAUCCUAAAAAAGACCAAGCAGCAAAGGACCGCUUGAAAAAGAGGAUCCGAAAACUGGAAAAGGCUAGCCAAGAGCUAAUUCCCAUUGAAGAUUUUAUUACCCCUGUGAAGUUCCUGGAUAAAACAAGGCAGCGGCCUCAGGUGGAGCUCUCCUUUGAAGAGAGAGAGCGGAGAGCUCUGCUUCUGAAGAGAUGGUCCCUGUACAAGCAGCGAGAGCAUGAGAUAGAAAGGGAUGCCAUCGGGGUCAUGCUGGACGCCCAGCAAGAAGCUCUCGAGGAGCUGCGACUUGAGUCCCCAGAACUCCACACUGAGGCCAUCAAGCGGGACCCCAGCCUGUUCCCCUUUGAGAGGGAAGGGCCAGACUACACACCACCAAUCUCUAAUUACCAGCCCCCUGAAGGCAGGUACAAUGACAUCACCAAGAUAUACACACAGGUACAGUUCAAGAGAUAAGAGUUGCAGGCAGCUGUCCUUGGAACAUGCUGCCCUGAGAGUUGGAAUGAACAGGGUUCAGGUCUGCUUUCCACAGAAAAUAAUAAACAUGGGUUUAAUCAAG